Messenger RNA from Leptopilina heterotoma, 3538 nucleotides. Its product is annotated as NPC intracellular cholesterol transporter 1-like. Bases 675 to 3530 code for a protein of 951 amino acids. The record is from RefSeq and is a predicted model, not a curated record. NCBI's taxonomy places the organism in Eukaryota, Metazoa, Arthropoda, Insecta, Hymenoptera, Figitidae. Gene Ontology annotation, cellular component: membrane. The transcript has 11 exons.
UAUAUAUAAUAGGUAUUGAAAAGAUGGUACAAAUUGUGAUAAGGAAAGAUAAAAAUUUUAAAAUUGAAAUUUUUUAUGAAGAACUGAAUGGAGAGAAAAAUUAAUGAUUGCGAAUAUUUAAUGUGCGGCUAAAAAGAGACAAUCAGUAAAUAACGAAUAAAUGUAGAAGAGGAUACGAGUUAUCUAAUCCGUCGUUUUAUUUGGCAUUCGUCGGUAUUGAAUAUCAUUCUUACAGUAGUCAUUCGAUGGCGUAGACGUGUUGACUUUGCAUUUUUAGUUCUAAGAAUAAAAAUUCAAUAGACCUUGUAUUUUUAUUAUUGUUUAAUUUUUUUUAUUUAAAUAUACCGGAAAAAUGUAAUCUAUUCAAAACUACGAGAUUAAGUGGAAAAAUUGAAAGUGAGAAAACUCACCACUCGUCUAAAGUAAAUCAAUGGAAGCGUGCGUAGAGGCCAACAUUAUUCUUUCAGAGGUCCUUAACGUCAAUUUAGUGAAGACUGUCAACAUUCAUUGCUUUGAUUAAAAAGAGACAUUACUACCAAUUACUAUGCAACAUCAAUCAUUGUCAAAUAAAUAGCCACGUACGAGCAACAAUUAUAGGAUUUAAUUAAUUAUUUCUUCUACAAUCAAUGAUGUUGUUUAAAUGUAAGGUUUAAAAUCCACUUUUUCAUGGAAAGAUGGAAAUAGAGCAAAUUCCUCAGAAGAGGUCAAUUCGAGAACACUUGCAAUUAAUUCCUGAACGAAUUUCUCAAAUUGUGGAACACUUCUUUUAUCAGCUAGGUCUUAAAAUUACAAGACACCCUGAAAGAUGGAUAAUAGCUUCAUUAAUAGCAGUUGCCUGUUGUACAAUAGGAUUUUACAGAUUCAGACAAGAAAAAAAUCCUUUAAAAUUAUGGGUUCCUCCAGAUUCCGAUUUUAUUCGAGAUACAGAAUGGCUAAUGUCACAAUUUGGCGAAGCACAACGCCAGGAAACAAUUAUAUUGACUGGCGAUGAUGUAUUAACUCCAGACGCUCUCUAUGAGCUGAAUGAAAUAACAACGCGCAUAAUCGGAGCGCAAUCAAGUCAUCCGCAGAUAGCUUGGACUGACGUAUGCUUCAAAGUUCCAGUCGUUACUAAAGUCCGUUCACGAGAAAGAAGAGACAUUAACGAAUUAGACAAUGACUUUUUCGAUGAAGAGCCUGGAGCGAGAUUGAAUAAAUCAGCAUUUGAACCAAGUGUCCAUGCAUCCUCUAAAACGUACUGCUCGAUUUUUAACAGCCUUCAAAAAGGUUGCUUACUGUUCAGCAUCCUUGAUAUUUGGGAAUUUGAUUCUAAGCUCAUAAAAUCUCAGUCGAAGGAAAAUAUUAUUAAGAAAUUAAAUAUGACUCAGGUUAGUCCAACAUUAGGUCAUCCAAUGAAUUACACGGAGCUUCUUGGUGGAAUAACGAGAGACGAGACAGGAAGAAUUAUAUCGGCAAGAGCCGUGAAAACGGAGUUCGUCACUCACGUGAAUUUUUCAAAAGUCAAUUUAGAUAAAAUUGGAAAUGACGCAGGAACUACCGACUGGGCAACUAUCGAAGUUUUAGAAUGGGAGUCGGCUUAUCUGAACCAAGUGGAAAAGAGUAAAAACCGAUUGGAACAAAUUGGAGGAAAUAAUCUUCAACUCUGGUAUGAGGCAGGCAGAAGUUUUGCAGAUAUUAGUUCCGCAACUAUGUUUCAAGAUGUUGAUAAAUUGUCUAUAGGAAUUAUUUUAAUGUUCCUGUAUGUUCAACUAGUUCUCUCUAAUUAUAAUUGGGUCGAAUGGAGAUUUUUUCUCUCUUCGAUAGCUCUCUUGUGCAUUGGCGCUGCUUUCUUAGCCGCGGUUGGUGUUUGCUCUCUGUUUGGCGUUCCUUACGGACCAGUGCAUAAUUCCCUGCCAUUUAUGUUAAUGGGUCUCGGAGUGGAUGACGCUUUCGUUAUGGCCGCAUCCUGGGAACAAGUGAUCUCUGAAAAAAUAAAUCGCAACAAACCAUUACAAGAAAGAGUUGCUCUAAUGUUGAGUCACGCCGGAUCGGCCAUUUCUAUCACAUCUCUCACCGACGUCGUAGCCUUCAUCAUCGGCACAUCGACUAUUCUGCCUUGCUUGCAGUCGUUUUGCAUAUACGCGGCAGUCGGAGUGCUUGUUACGUUUCUUCUGCAGGUGACGAUAUUCGUCGCUUGUUUCAUGAUGGAUGUAAAGCGGAUAGAGGGAAAAAGAAACGGUGCGAUUCCGUGUAUUGUGCAUUCAAAUUAUCAGUCCAAAGAAUUUGGCUCGAAGCAUUCGAUAUCAUGGAAUUUUAUAGACAGGGUAUAUUCCAAAGUUAUUUUAACUCGACCAGGGAAAGUAAUUGUCCUUGUCAUUACGAUCGUUCUGGCAAGUUUUGGAGGUUUGGGAACCUAUCAAUUGGAACAGUGGUUCGAUCCUAUGUGGUUUUUGCCAGAGGGAAGUCAUCUCAGCGACUUCAUUCAAGUUCAUAGCAAAGAAUUUCCCCAACGGGGCCAACCUGCCUAUUUCUUCUUAUCGGAAGUUGAUAUUCCUAACAACUUUCCCAAGAUACUUCAUCUUGUGGAAGAUUUAAGAAAUCUCACUUACAUCGCUAAUGUCAAGUCUUGGCCUCACGAUUUCGCCGAGUUUGUUGAUAUUUACUACGGGAAAGAUAUAAAGAAGACAGUCGUCGAAUCGAAAGAUUUUUAUUUCUACUUAUCCAAGUUUCUCUUCAGUCAAAAAGGAGGAAAAUACCAAAGUAACUUUAGAUUUGAGGGCAAUUUAACUUGCGGCGAGAGUGCACCAGAAAUUUUUAUUGCAAGUGUAGAUUUUACGUUCUUUAAAUUCUCCUCGCCUAAAGAAUGGAUUCCGGCAAUGGACGAAAGUAAAAGAAUUGUGGCGAGUGCAAAAAUUGAUGGAUUCACGUUCGUUUGGAGUAAAAUGUUCGCCUCCUGGGUUACUGAUAAAGUCAUCGCUCAGGAAGUGACGAGAAAUAUUCUCUUGGCUUUGGUCUGCGUUAUGGGAAUGACAACAUUAUUGAUUGCCGAGCCUCAAACUUGUUUUUGGAUUUUACUUUGCGUUUUGCUCACGCUUCUAGAUGUCUGUGGAUUUAUGUUCUACUGGGGACUGACAAUUGACAUCGUUUCUUGCAUAGGUUUAGAGUUGGCAGUCGGAUUAAGUGUCGAUUAUGCUGCUCACGUGGCUCACGCUUUUCUGAUCGCCAAGUCGCACGAUGGAAAAUUAAACAGAAGAUCUCGAAUUUUGACUGCAGUUCGUCAUAUUGGAGCUGCCGUCACAUAUGGAGCAGGUUCAACUCUACUGGCACUUUCGUUACUCGUAUUUUCGCGAGCCUACGUAUUUCAAUCAUUUUUCAAAAUAUUUCUUCUUGUAAUAAUUUUUGGUCUGUGGCACGGUUUAUUGCUCCUGCCAGUAGUUUUAAGUACAAUUGGACCUCGAAGUCUUCAUAGGGAAAUAGAAAUUCAAGAGAGAGAACUACAGACAAUUAAAGGACCCGCCGAGGAGGAAAGCGUUCCUUUAAAUAAAUCGUAAAAUCUUUA